AUGGGGGAUUCCUCCACGCACCAGUCUUCCUUGCCUCAACACGUGGAAACAGAGAAAGGAAGCUACGUAACAGAGCCGUUCAAUGGUGCUAAUGGGGAGUUGAGCACUACUCCCCCCAUGAGUGACACUGUGUGUCGUCCUCCAUUGUUUGAACAUGACGGCGAUUUCGUCACGGCGGAAAUGGGACCCGAGACUAAUCAACAGCCCACUGCCCCUCAAUCAGCCGUGGGAAACGAGUUCCUGGGGCAGUGUGCGGAAGAAGAUGAGGUGGCGAUGGCUUUUACCGAGAAAUUCACGCACACUACCAAACCACAGCCUUCACACAGCCUUCCAUCGCCUGAUUCCACAGGCACGACGUCAGGUCUAAGCACAGUGAGCUAUUUACAGUGGCCCACUACCGAGCAUUGA
Messenger RNA from Geodia barretti, 408 nucleotides. The record is from the annotation of a GenBank genome assembly. NCBI's taxonomy places the organism in Eukaryota, Metazoa, Porifera, Demospongiae, Tetractinellida, Geodiidae.